Molecule: messenger RNA, 2486 nt
Organism: Aspergillus sclerotioniger CBS 115572
Lineage: Eukaryota; Fungi; Ascomycota; Eurotiomycetes; Eurotiales; Aspergillaceae
Exons: 5
Coding region: 68-2428 (786 amino acids)
Molecular function (GO): NADP binding; flavin adenine dinucleotide binding; N,N-dimethylaniline monooxygenase activity
Source: RefSeq, a predicted model, not a curated record
CAUCAACAACCGCCUCACCCACCAUCUAUCAUCCCCAGCCUUCGUUGGACCAAGGCAAGUAUAUAUAAUGGUCCAGCCAAAGAAGGUUGCCAUCAUCGGCGCCGGCCCAUCGGGACUAGUGACAGCCAAAACGCUCCUCCACAGCUUCCCCGAUGGAACAUUCAUUCCUAGUGUAUUCGAGAAGAAUUACGGAAUCGGUGGACUUUGGCCCAUCGGGGUCAAUCAUGGAGCAGAGCCACGGAUCAACCCAUGGGCACGAACGAAUCUAAGUCGGUUCACGGUGGCCUUCUCCGACCUUUCCUGGGAGUCUGUUAUGGGCGAUGAGGAGCUGUCCAUGUUCCCGCAGGCGAGACAGGUGGGCAAGUACCUGGAGAAGUACGCAGAUCUAUAUAUACCCAAGGGGGUUUUGAGGCUGGGGAAGGAAGUCGUGCGUACAGUUCGCGAAACGGAUGGGUUAAGAGCUAGAUGGACGGUACAAUGGACUUCAAGAAGCAUAGACAGUAGUGGUAUGAUAUAUGAGAGUUCUGAAAUAGAAUCAGAACAGUUCGACUACCUUGUCGUCACUUCUGGAUAUUUCGGGAAAGCACACUUUCCGGAUAUACCUGGCCUCGCUAGUGUUGCUGAUAAGGUCGUUCACAGCUCCGAAGUGCAGACCACUGAUGGUGUCUAUAAGCUGCUUGAGAGAACCGGUGCCUCGGGGGGCAGUAUGUCAGGAGUCGAAGCUGCUUCUACAGUGGCUCUCAACCUAUCUUCGAUGGACUUCGUUCCACCCGUGACUCGAUCCGGCAGAAACUACGAAGUGCACCACAUUUCUUCAAGGCCCUUCUGGACGGUACCUACUUACCUCCCUCACAAAGGCUUCCAGGAUCCCACAGAGGCACAAGACACACAAUUCCUCCCCCUUGACCUCGUCUUCUACGACCUAGCCCGGCGUCCUCCCGGCCCAGUUGAAUACGGUCUCGGACCGCUCUCCACGCAACAGAUACGCAAAACAAACGCAUACUUCCACUCCAUCCUCGGAGACGACUACGCGAAGAUCGGCAGUUUUGGGAUCAACAACAACGAGAACCAAGAUCCACAGCCAUCCUGGAUAGCCAUAGGAGACGACUACGCCGAACACGUCCGCUCCGGCUUCAUAAAAGUCACCAUCGGCCGAGUUUCCAGCAUCGACAGCACAUCAACUCUCACCGUCACUCUCCCCAACGGCGAACACCAGACCAUAUCCAACAUCACCGCCAUAAUAACCGCCACCGGCUACACCCCCUUCUCCUCCCUCAGCUUCCUCCCACCAUCCAUCCUCUCCACCCUCGAAUACUCGACCAAAGACCCCUUCCUCCCCCUCAUCCUCGACGAAAAAGGCACCUCACACGCCGAAGUCCCCGACCUCGGCUUCGUCGGCUUCUACCGCGGACCCUACUGGGGCGUGAUGGAAAUGCAAGCCCGAAGCCUAGCAAGCACAUGGGCCAAAGACCCAUCCUUCACCGGCCCCUACUUCUCCAACGAUCAACUCCUCCAAAGGUCCCACGAGAGAAGCCUCCUCCGUUCCCUCCGAACCAACAACCCCGGCCUCGGCCGCAGCCAAUUCCCCAUGGGCGACUACGUAGGCCUCAUGGAAUCCCUCGCCAGGGAGCUCAACAUCCCUCGUUCCCCAAUAUCAUCAACCGACCACCACCUCAACCCCAACUCAAGUCCCGGCCCCGUAAUCCCCUCCCGCUACAUCCCAACCCCCUUCUCACCCCCAGACCCCUCAGACCGCCUCUCCCUCUCCACCCUCAUCAACCGCCAAAGCACCUCCACCAUCAAAACCCUCCAAAACACCAUCCUCCCCACCCCCAACAACCUCAACCUAGGCAUGAGCACAGCCAUCUUCCGAUCCCUCCACGGAACCUGGACCUUCACCCGAACAAUCCACACCACUACCACCUCCCCCUCCCCCUCCCCCUCCCCUUACCACCAACCCCCCACCCCAAACAAACCCACUCCCAAACAACAACAACAACAACAACAACAACCGGCCACGCAACCUUCCACCCGCGGCACCCAUCCACCCCGUUCUACGAAAAAGAAUACCACAAGCAAAAGCACAAGUACAAGGAGCAGAUCCAUCUACCGUCUCGUGGAAGGCACCUGGUCAAAGAAAAACGGAAAUUUCCUUGUUUGGGAUGUGGAUAGUGAUCCUUUUCAUGCGGGGAUGUUCUCGCAUGGAGUGAUUUUCGGGUUGGCGAGCGAGGGCGAGGAGAGGGGGAGGUAUGUGGUUCGUGCGAGACAGGGGGGGCUUCAUGUUCAGAGGGAGAAGGAGAGGGAUCCGAAGUAUGAUUAUGUUUUUUAUCUGGAUGGGGUGUCGAUUGUUGGGUGGGAGUGUGUGCUUAGGGAGAGGGUUGUCGGGGGUGGGGGAGAGUUGGUGGUUAGGACGGUGUAUGUGCGGUGAUGAUAUUGAUUGGUAUUUAGUACAUAUAGUAGGUGUUCUAGGAGUUUGUACAAGGGAG